GCAUGGCCCUCUUCAACCCACGUAUACUCGACGCCAGCAUCCGCGAUGUCAGCGCCUGCCUGACCGACCGCCAAAAAGCGGCAGUCCUCCUGUGCGCACUCCAGCAUCUCCCCUCCGAUAGCGACAGGUAUCGCACGACGGUUGAGAACGCUAUCCAAUCCAUACUCUUGACGCCCGGUCUUCCACUGGAGAACAUCUCUGCGGCGCAUAUACUCCGUGCAAAGGCACGGAUUGCGGCGGGCUUCCGCACCUCUGCGCAGCAAGACUUGCUCACUGUCAUGGCUUAUCAGCCCGAGAACGGAGAGGUGCAGGAUAUCAUCGACGCCGAGCAUAUGCGUCCCGACAUGCUCCUGAGGGAGCCAGACCGACCACCUCGAUUUUCAGUCGAAAUAUGGCUGGAAAUUGCGCGAUUCCUGCCUCGACGAGACCUCAAGACGCUUCUCCGUGUCCCCAAUGUCCUGUCGCGGAUUGCCAGUCAGCUGCUGUUCUCAGAAAUAGACCUCCACUUCGCUCUGCAGGCUGUCACUGAACAUCCCGAUGGCUCUUCAACGGUCAACGACGUGGAGAACCCCGUGGAAGAGCUCGAAGCGUGGCACUUCAGACGCAGUGCCGACAUCCUCGCCCGUAUCCUGGUGGAUUGCAAGUUCUCCAACCAAGUCAAGAGCUUGAGAGUGUACUUCCCCGCUGAGCAGACGGAACCUAUUGCGUUCCAGAAGCGGAUGCUAAUAAACGCCCUGCCAAAGCUACACAAUCUCCGCAAGAUGCAUUGUGCUGGGGGGAGGGAGAUGCUUCAGAAGGUGACGAAUGCUCUGUACUCUUACCACCCACGUCUGCAGAGCAUAUCGCUCAACAUCACGGACAGAAACGGUGGAAUCGACAUGCCGCCUUUCAAGCACCUAGUCCACUUCUCAGUACUGACCGAGAACGGCAACGUACACGGCACUGAGGACUUCCUACAGCAAAGCCAAGAGACGCUCCGUGCCCUCGCGUUCGGCAACGACACCUGGUGCUUCCCCGCCACCGCUGUCUCCGUACGGCAUCUUUCUGUCCUUGACAUCAACGCAUACUUCCCCUCUGGAAGUACCGUCUUCUCCGAGAUCCUACAUGAGGGUCGUCAGCUCGAGACCCUGUCGCUAUGCGGUACUAUGGACCUGCAUUGCACGCCUUCAGCGGCAUUCAGGAAGUAUAGCAAUGCGCUGCCGUUCCUGCGUCACUUCUCGUUCAAGAUCCAUGGUCUGCAGCAGGGCCCGACGGCCGACAGGGACCUUGCGCCCGCCAUCUGCAACUUCCUCCGUGACCGUGCCGACUUGCGCACGUUCCAUCUAAAGAUGCCGCGAUCGGAGGUUCUGCAGCGCAGCGUCGGGUUCGAUGCAUCUGCCUGGGGCGUGCUUCCCUCCUUGACCGGCCUGAAGAGCUUGUGGAUCACGUAUCCCAAGGAGCUCGCACCUUCCCUGGCUGGGUGGCUGGUCCCGCGGAGCGUGGCUGCGCUGACUCUCGACUUCCUCCGACCGGAUGAUGAGGACAUGAUCCCCUUCUUGACCCAAAUGCGUCUAGGCGCCCCUCCCAAACUGACUUACAUCGGCAUGACCAACUUCUCCAAGCGCAACGGUGCGCUAGACAUCGUGGAGCAUGGCUUCACCACCGCCCGAGUGGUCCGCAUCGGAGGGUCUUACUGGACCGUCGUGCAGGAUUCAGACGGAAGUUUCUCUCUCGAGGAGUGGCCGGAGCGGCGCAUCGAGUUCCGAGCGGUGGAGUGGCUGCAGUCGCUCGACUGCGCAGACGCGGUGUGGCCAUCCCAGGCUUCAAAAGGCUUCUGGGGAUGAAUGCCAACGUCUAAUUUCUUUCAUCGCUUCCUUUGAAUUUGGAGAUCUCGUGGUUAUAUGGACAUUGCAAUCGCGCUUAAGCUCGCCCGGAAAACCUAGUCAUGAUGCAUGAUGACCUGCAUGGCCAACGUCUCAGUGUAUUUUUAAUGCAUCAUAUAGUAUCUCACUUACCUUCAAUUCCAAACCCGCUCACGAGUAACCAACGCCGC
Coniophora puteana RWD-64-598 SS2 is the source of this 2032-nucleotide messenger RNA. RefSeq lists its product as uncharacterized. The transcript is spliced from 7 exons. The record is from RefSeq and is a predicted model, not a curated record. NCBI's taxonomy places the organism in Eukaryota, Fungi, Basidiomycota, Agaricomycetes, Boletales, Coniophoraceae. The annotation marks the transcript as partial.